Messenger RNA from Zootermopsis nevadensis, 1504 nucleotides. Its product is annotated as nonsense-mediated mRNA decay factor SMG9. The record is from RefSeq and is a predicted model, not a curated record. Gene Ontology annotation, biological process: nuclear-transcribed mRNA catabolic process, nonsense-mediated decay. NCBI's taxonomy places the organism in Eukaryota, Metazoa, Arthropoda, Insecta, Blattodea, Termopsidae.
GAAAUUUACUCUCUGUGGAAAUGUUUGGACAACCUGACAACAGAGAAUUAAAAGAAGUCUGUGGUUUGUAAGUCGUCGUGAAUUAUUUUAAUUCUGUGCUAUUGCCUUUCGCGAGAAGCGAUGUCAGAAUUCGACAAAGUAAAGGAUAUGAGGCAAAAGAAGUAUUUCUCUAUGAACAAGGAUAGGAAAGAUGGUAACCGGAGACUGCCUAUUAUCCUGGCAAAGCCCGAGCGGGACACUGACAGGGAUAAGGAGAGGUUGGGAGAUAAGAACAUGGCAAAGUCCUCAGAGCGUCUACAGUCCCAGCCAACCAUUAUCCUUCGCACAAGGGAAGGAGAGAACAGGGCUGUAUCCCCAAGUCAACGUCCAGCUACUGUUCUCAGGAAGGAAUCGGAGACACAACAGCCACCAUUAUACCACCUUGCAGCCAAGCAUGCAGGAGGAGAUAACGUAAACCCUCUAGCCCUGCCAACAGAAAUGAAGAGCAGUGUUAAGUUGGUGGAUGAAGCAUUCCAGUUCUGUGAUGGGGCCUUGGAGUUUCUACUGGAUCAGAAUGACUUCAUGGUGGUAGGCUGCUUGGGACUGCAGGGUGUUGGGAAGUCGACAUUCAUGUCCCUCCUGGCAGGCAACCAUCCUGAUGAACCCAGCAAGAACUUCUACUUCAGGCCACAGAGCUUGGAGCACCACGAACUGGGUGGGCACUGUACAACAGGAGUUGACCUGUUGGUGACUUCAAAUCGUGUCAUCCUGUUGGACACACAGCCCAUGCUGUCAGCAUCAGUCAUGGACCGAUUGGUACAGCAGGAGAACAAGAAGUUUGGUGGGACCGAGUUUGCAUCGACAGAGAAUGCCAUGGAGAUACAGUCCUUGCAGCUGGCAGCAUUCUUGCUGUCUGUCUGUCACGUUGUCAUAAUGGUGCAGGACUGGUUUUUUGACCCAAACUUUCUCAGAUUCCUGCAGUCAGCAGAGAUGUUGAAGCCUUCCACUCCAACGACAUCACAAGAUGAGGAAAUUAUAGAGUAUUUUCCAAAUGUGCUGUUCCUUCAGAAUCAUGCAACAACCACUGAUUUCAGUCCUUCACAGGUCAAAUUGAUGCAGUCAGUGUACAAUCGAACGUUCUUGAGGUCCAGACUUCAGAUCCAGAGUGGUAUGGGCAUUGCCACAGGGAAUAUAAUCAACUCCUUAACUCCUGCCACGUGUGGAGAAGCCAUGAACUUGUUCCUCUUACCGGAAAUUGGAGAGAUAGAAGAGGACGGUCACUACAGAGGUCAUCCUGGUUUCACUGAGCUGCUGUCAAAAUUGCGGAACCAGAUCCACGGCGUCGCGCGCCACCCGAUCACCCACACUAUCCUCUCUGAGAAGAAUUGGUUCCACUAUGCUUCUAAGGUAUGGGACGGAGUUAAGAAGAGUUCCUUCUUCCUGGAGUACAGUCGAUUGUUGCCCUAAGCUAUUUACAUGUACUGUCUUUUUUUUUUUUGUAAAUAAAUAUGAUGUAAAAACAUGA